This is a messenger RNA of Mus musculus (house mouse), 2758 nucleotides long. It is a transcript of the gene Vhl, whose product is annotated as von Hippel-Lindau tumor suppressor. Gene Ontology annotation, biological process: negative regulation of transcription by RNA polymerase II; neuron differentiation; response to hypoxia. Gene Ontology annotation, cellular component: cytoplasm; nucleus; endoplasmic reticulum. The transcript is spliced from 3 exons. The coding region runs from base 148 to 693 and encodes 181 amino acids. The record is from RefSeq and is marked validated. Gene Ontology annotation, molecular function: protein-containing complex binding. Lineage: Eukaryota; Metazoa; Chordata; Mammalia; Rodentia; Muridae.
AGUUUGAGGGCUCCCGGCGGCCAUUUCCGCCUUCAAGUUGCCCGGAGCGCGUCUGGGACCGGCAGACCUGUCCCGGAGCGCGUAGAUCCGCACGCACGCACGCGCCGCCCACGUCCAGCUUGCGAAUCCGAGGGACCCGUUCCAAUAAUGCCCCGGAAGGCAGCCAGUCCAGAGGAGGCGGCGGGGGAGCCCGGUCCUGAGGAGAUGGAGGCUGGGCGGCCGCGGCCGGUGCUGCGCUCGGUGAACUCGCGCGAGCCCUCUCAGGUCAUCUUCUGCAACCGCAGCCCGCGCGUCGUGCUGCCUUUGUGGCUCAACUUCGACGGCGAGCCUCAGCCCUACCCGAUCUUACCACCGGGCACCGGCCGCCGCAUCCACAGCUACCGAGGUCAUCUUUGGCUCUUCAGGGAUGCGGGGACCCAUGAUGGACUUCUGGUUAACCAAACGGAGCUGUUUGUGCCAUCCCUCAAUGUCGAUGGACAGCCUAUUUUUGCCAACAUCACAUUGCCAGUGUAUACCCUGAAAGAGCGGUGCCUUCAGGUUGUGCGGAGCCUGGUCAAGCCUGAGAACUACAGGAGACUGGACAUCGUCAGGUCACUCUAUGAGGAUUUGGAGGACUACCCAAGUGUGCGGAAGGACAUACAGCGACUGAGCCAAGAGCACCUUGAGAGUCAGCACCUGGAAGAGGAGCCUUGAAGGAGUCCAUGGAGAUUAAGUGUUCCUGAGUUUCAGCCUUGAUGGUCCGAGAUUGAUCUACACAUAGGACAGGUCACUUUCUUUCAGUUUUAAAAUGGUUCAUUCUUGGAGUAAAACUAUCCAUCACGUAAAAGAAAGUUAACUAACAUCCCUGGGCUUUGUAGUGUUUAAGAAUAAACAUGCAAAGUGCCACUGCGUCUGCCCUUUGUAGAGCACUCACCCGAGGGAGGAAGACGUUUUCAGUUUUGCUUCCUGGUGAGGCUGGAAGUUGAGUGUAAGGAUGACUGUGUAAUAAGCUCAGCAGCAGGAGUUGUACUGUGUCCUUUCAUUUGAGCAGAGGGCUCUUGCUUGGGAAGGCAGAGAAGGCCCUUCCCAAACGCUGGGACAGACCUCCUGUGGAGGCCCGCUGCCUAAAGCGUGGAGUCUUCAGUCAUGAAUGUUGGACGAAGAAACCAUUGGAUGCUUGGUGGGAGAGUUGGGAGGGCCUGGCUCUUUGUCUGAGGAGAGCCUUAAGUGUUCAUGUAAGGAACAGCUUAGCAGCUUCUGAUUUCCCACGUCCCAGCACUUUCUCUCUGUUUUUUAUUUUAUUUUUGAGACUUUUGUAUAGCCCAGGCCAGCCUCAGUCACUCAGCAGAGGAUUCCUGACCCUCUGGGAUUAUGUCUCCUGACAUUGGGAACACAUGUGUGCACACAGCCUGCUCUGCUCUUCCUUUUCCCAUGUUGAGACGGGCUCCUGCUGUAGUCCUGCCUGGCCUGAGCUGGAGUCGGUCCUGCCUCCUGACCGACCGUCUGGCUGCUUUCUAAGCUGGGUAGACUUCCCAUACUCACUGUUACAGACAGUUACAGCAGAGAAGAACCAUCCUUGUGUAAGUCUGGUUUUGAGAGCUCCUGUCUCUGAGGAAGCUGUUGGCAGGAGCAGGGAUUUCUGUUCCUUCUUGUCAGCCCCUAGCAUUCCACUUUGUUUUGGCAGGCGCUGGUUCUGCUUUGUAGGUGGAAGUGAAGCUCCACUCAGCCACAGACUCCAGACAGUGGGUCACAGAGCAGUCUGGAAUGUGUAGCAGUCUUAUGGAUGGUCACAGCUUUUCUUACAUAUUCAUAUUCUAUCAAACGUUUUGUAAAGUAUAAUUUUUUAUUUAUUUUUAAUCCCCUUAGAGAAAAAGUAAAAGUAGAGAAGCCUGGGUAUUGUGUACACAACAGAAAGGACAGUCAAGGAAAGGGAAGCAGAAAGGCUCUUAUGUACUCUCAGCUUCAUGCAACCCCUGUAACUGGCCGCAUAUGUAGGGCAUAUUUUAAUUGGUUAAAGCAGUUUGUUGUGGCUGAGGUCAUAAGAUAUAUACAGUUUUGUAUCCUGAUUUUUCACUGAACUUCAUUGUUUUUUGUUUGCUUGCUUUUCCCUUCUUCUUUGUUUUUUGCUUUAUUGAGAUAGGGUUUCUCUGUAGCCCAGGCUGUCCUAGAACUCCCUUUGUAGACCAAACAUCUGAUUACUGGCCUCACAUGGAGAGAUCUGUCUCUGCUUUUCCAGCGCUGGGAUUGAAGUAGGCCUAAUCUUCAUCUAACUUCUUAGCUUGUCUUUUCCAUGUUACUACACACACUGUGUAAAUACCAGUGUGCUACCCUCCUUCUUUGAGGGUGACUGUUGGGAGUAUUUGUCCAAAUCCUGGGCUCCUUGAGUGCAGACUGAUGCUCUAAGAUCAGCAAAAUGACUGAACUACAUCCUAACACUUCCCAGUGUCCUCUCAGUGUCUCUUCUUAUCUGCAGCAUUGCAGGAGUGAAGUGGCCACAGACCAGUGUGGAGGCCUGUGUGUGGGAAGUCAGCAGGUGCCAAGCUAUUGAAACAUUGGUUUUAUUUUUUUAAACCGAUCUCUGUCUCUAAAAGAUGUGAUGUUUGUGUUAUUCAGCUGGAAGUUUGAAUACUGUUCUCUGUGCUGUCCAACAAGUGAAGAGUUAUGAAAUGAGCCACUUGUCCUGGGACAUCCUGUAAUGAGUUCCUCGGGCUUUUCUCCUGUGAGUUUUCUGAAAAAAGCUGACCUUUUUAGUACAAUAAACGGUGCUAAUUGAAGGAAG